Molecule: messenger RNA, 7670 nt
Organism: Patella vulgata (common limpet)
Lineage: Eukaryota; Metazoa; Mollusca; Gastropoda; Patellidae
Product: zinc finger protein castor homolog 1
Exons: 11
Coding region: 253-4881 (1542 amino acids)
Biological process (GO): regulation of neuron differentiation; positive regulation of transcription by RNA polymerase II
Cellular component (GO): nucleus
Molecular function (GO): RNA polymerase II transcription regulatory region sequence-specific DNA binding; DNA-binding transcription factor activity, RNA polymerase II-specific
Source: RefSeq, a predicted model, not a curated record
GUUCACUUAAUUAAUGCAGAAUCAGAAAAUGACUUGAAAUGGCCUAUUAAAUAGAAAUUGGCCUAACACUGUUGCCAUGACGAUGUCAUUUACAAAAGUUACAUGUACAUAUAGAUGGGACCACAUAUAUUUUGUAAAAUGUUGGGAGCUGAAACAAAGACAUUUCAAAUGAGGUGAUAAAUGACUAAAGUUGGUUCUACUGUCCUGGUACACAACCACCAAACAAGUCCUUUUAUUAUUUAGACCCAUAAGAUGGGGAAACUUGAUGCAAUUUUUGCAAAAUUAAAAAACAAACAAGCCAAUGGAACUGGAAGUCAGAUAACGUCAGAUGGAACUCCUGAAAGUAACAACAACAAAAAAGAACUUGCUGAUUUAAACCAUGAUAUUUCCAGAUCUUCUAAUGUAUCAACAUCAUCUUCUUCAAUUUUAUCUGGUUCAAGUCGAAGAAAAAGUCGUAAAUCUAAGCCAAGAAACAUUGCUGAAUUUAAAGGCGGAGAAAAAUACGAGAAAGAGGAAAUAAGUGAAUACGAAAUCAACAAUCAGAAAUGGAACCUAGAUUCCCAAAAUGGCAGCGAUAUUGACAUAGAUGACCAAACAACCAUAGCCAGUUCUCGACCUAUUACUCCAAAUAGUCCAAAUUUUUAUGAUGUAUCGUCUGAUUAUGGCUCCACAUUGCAACCAGAUUCUCUUGAAAAUUCCCAAGAUGCAGAUAAAUUGGUAAUAGAUGAAUCUUUUGACAACGAUAAUGAUAGUAUUCCCUUAGAUUUGACAGUUUCCAAGGAUACCAAAAAUAAACAGAAUGACCAUAACUUAACUGCUGAUGAUAAUUUAGAUGCUGCUGAUUCUAGAACAACUGCUGAUAACCAACCCAAUCCUAAUUUACAUUCCACUCCUGAUGCAAAACUACUCAACUCGACCAUGAACGAACUGCUGAAGAUGUACGGACUGGGUGGUAACCCCACUGAAACCCCAGAUAAACUACAGCUAACCAAAUACCAUGUUGCCCAACUUGCUGCCACAGCAAACCUUGGUUUAAUCCCCAAAAUACCAGCCAAUAACCAUGCAGUCCCUCCACCUGUCCUUAAUGGACAUUUUUCCACUCCAAAGAAAGGACUUUUUUCCAAUCCCAGAACACCUCUACUUCUGCAGAAUGGAGGUUAUAAAUCAAGUGCCAAACCAUUAUCUAGUCCCUCCUUUACCAAAGUUUCCUCAUCUAAACUACCAGGAUUAAAAUCACUCGGCUCAUCUAAAACACUUUUACCAGAUUAUACCAAAUAUUUAAAAAGAUUCAGUAAUGGAACUCAAUGUGGUGGAAGUCAUUGUAAAGAACUUGGUUAUAGAGAACAUUAUCAUUGUCUCGACUGUUGUAAAGUUUAUGUUAAAAAGGAAGAAAUGGUUCGACAUUUUAAAUGGCAUAAAAAACGGGAAGAGUCUCUCCAACAUGGGUUUAUGCGUUAUAGUCCUAUGGAUAACUGUCAGUCUAAAUUUGGUAUUUGUACUCAUAAUGGUCGACAAACUCAUUACCACUGUCUUCAGAAUGGCUGUGAUAAGGUAUAUAUUAGUACUUCGGAUGUUCAGAUGCAUGCUAACUAUCAUCGUAAAGAUUCAGCCAUUAUUCUGGAAGGUUUCCAACGAUUCCGUGCAACCGAAGAUUGUGGUACUCCAUCUUGUCAGUUUUAUGGACAACGAACAACACAUUUUCACUGUCGACGUGCAACAUGUAACUUUACCUUUAAAAACAAAGCUGACAUGGAGAAACACAAGACAUACCAUCAGAAGGAUGAAAUAUUAUCUAAAGAUGGAUUUAAAAAAUUUAUGAAAUAUGAGAGUUGUAUGUUUAAAAAUUGUAAAUAUACAAAGAUCAGCAACCAUAUACACUGUAUUAGACCAGGUUGUGAUUAUGUCCUACAUUCCACUGCUCAACUUUAUUCACACAAACGAAAGCAUGAAAGGCGAGAGUUUGAAAGUGCUUAUCAAAGUUUUCGCACCACUCAGCGUAAUGGUCCUGUAAUAAAACAGUCACUCAGUCAAGGUCAGACAGGUCAACUUGUGACCACUAGACCUGUCACUGUUAGCAGUACUGCUCCACGAUCUGUUGUACAGACUGUGACCACAAUGUCCCUACCUGUUACAAUUAGUCCUUUACAACCCAUUUUCCAACAGUCAUCCACCGAGGAAGGAGAUUCACCAUCAAGGGAGACAACUGAAGAAGAAGAUAAUGAAGAGGAGGAGGAGACAGAAGAGAAGUCUGUUUUGAAGAAUUAUUCUGAUGAACUGACUGGUGAAAAAUUAAACGAUUCCCUUACUUUACCCAUUCCAAAACUUGAAGUUAAAUCAGACCUAACACACAAGAAUAGUUUGAAGACAUUGACACCCACUCCACAGAAAGAUAGUCUCACUUUUUCACCAGAUGUUGGUCGUCCAUUAAUAGAUCGCAGAGAUAAAGAUGAUUCCUGGAAAAAUUAUCUUAUAAGAUAUACAGCUAAUGAUCCAUGUAAUUCUCGAUGUGUUUUACUCUAUAAAGAUCAUUAUCACUGUCAUGUUGAGGGAUGUAAUCAUUUAUUCCGUGGUAAAGAUGGAGUCAGAGAACAUUCAAAAUUUCACGAACAACAAGAUCGUAUUAGUCCACUGGUUUAUGAAUCAUUUGAUACUGAUGAAGAUUGUUCACGUACUGAGUGUCAGUUUAACGGCAAUAAAAAACAUCAUCAUUGUAAUUGGUCUGGGUGUAACCAUGUUAUAGAUGGGGAAAGUAAUAUGUUUGCUAGAUUAGAACAUUAUAGAAUCCACGAAUAUGCCAAGGUUUCAGCUGGUCGAUCCUCACGCUCGUCAGGACUCGGUUCUCUUGAUAAAUUUGAUGAUGAUCCAUCCAAACGUAGACGAGGCAGACCACCAAAGUAUCCACGUUCCAUAAUUCCUAGUGUGCCAAAGGUCAACCUCUCUGAUGAUGAAAUAACAGAUUCCGUACAACGAUAUCUUCAUGGGGAAGUUGACGAAAGCAGUAAGGUAUUUAACGGAUUUCAGAAAUUUGAAGAGAACGAAACUUGUCCCGAUGAUUUGUGUCUGUAUGCUGGAAAAGAUCAUUAUCAUUGUGCCCGUAAUCGUUGUUACCAUGCCACGGACAGAUUGGAUGUUUUAAAUCUCCAUGCUAAAGAUUUUCACAGCUUUGUCACUAUUUUGGAUGGAUAUGAAUUCUUUGAUCGAAAUGUCAACUGUCGUAGAAAUCAUUGUCAUAACAACAAAGCGAAUCGUCAUUUCCAUUGUACGCGACCCGGCUGUGAUUACUCGUUCGUCCGUCACAGUACAAUGACUCAACAUGAAAAGAAACACAACCAAGCUCACACAACGGAUAGCGAUAAAAUUUCCCCACCACUCAAGAAAACAACGAACUUUGUCCCAAUCGUUCCUGCAACUCCUGCAUCCAUCGAAUUAAGAAAUAAAAAUAUUGUAAAAUCUGCUGGUACUUUUUAUCCCUUGUCGGGUCUUAACAACACUACCUUUGUAUCCGUAUCGCUACCCAACAUGAUAUCUGUUGGACAACCAAACUUUGUGACGUCAACUCUUCUCUCUCCAUCAUCAAGUGCUGCUACUCUUUUCCCGAUACAAGGAUUAAGCCUUGUUCCUCAAUUGAUUGUUCCAACUUCACCAACCAUGCAAACUCUUGUACCCAUAACAGUGCCAUCUACCGAGACCAACUCCAGUACUCUACCUGUUCUUUUACAGCAGCAGCAAGUAGAAGGAAACUCAGAAAACCCAGAAUCCUCUUGGUCAAAUCUCAGAAAUACCAUGCACUUUUCUAACAACCAGAACUGUUGUCGGCCAUUUUGUAAAUUGAAGAAGAAAGACCAUUACCACUGUAUUGAAUGUAACCAGGCCUUCUCAGAUCCUCUUCGACUUCGCACUCAUAUACAGAAACAUGGCAUCAAAUUAAAACGAGGACCAUCAUCCACCAAAACUGAUGGAGGUCUUGACCUGUCAUCACCAGCCAAGCGGAUCAGAUGUUCAGAGACUGUUACAGAGCAUGGCAACGGGCGCCAAGAUGAAGCAGAUUUGACCUCAUCAUCCUUGAACCUUGACCCUGCUGUGUUUUCUAGUAUGUGGAGAUCAGAGGAAAUGUGUAAUGAGAAUAAGAUCAAGUUGAAAAGAGAACCAGAUGAUAGUCUGACAAGUAACGACAGCGAGGUGUCCGAUCAUUCUAAUGCUGACGACACUGACGGUUCUCCUUCUGAUUUAUCUAAAUGGUCAGGACGAAAGAGGACAGCAACAAAACAUGAAGAUUUUAUAGACAGUGAUAUCGUUGCUCCUAAAGUUCCGAAAAUGUCGAGUCCAAGAAUAAAACAGGAAUUUGAUAAUAUGCAAGAAGGAUAUUCGAGAUAUCGUUUCAAUGAAGAUUGUGAAUAUAUGAAAUGUGCAUAUAAACAUAGUUCUACUCACUAUCACUGUUUACGAUCAGACUGUGGUUACGGUUUCAGUGACAGAUCACGACUUAUUCAACACACAAUGAGACACGAAAGGAUCGAUAAAAUUAUGGGAGACGAAUUCAGACAGUUCCGAGCUUCAGUUCAUUGUACAAAAAACAAUUGUGAAUUUUCCGCUAAAUCGUCACAUUUUCACUGUCUCAAAUGUCCCUUUUCUUGUGCCGAUUCAAGCAAAGUUUCUGCUCAUAGGAAACAUCAUCUAAAACUUGACAAUAUCAGUUCAAAAGGCUUCGUUAAGUAUAUUGGUAGUCAAGACUGUGAAGUUCCUUUUUGUGCUCAUUCUAAAAAGCAAACCCACUAUCACUGUACAUUCCAAAAUUGUAAUCAUGCUGUCUUAGGACCAGCACAAAUGGCUCCCCACAAACUGAAACAUUCCGUAAAGAUAAAAGAGGAAAAACAUUCAUAACAAUUUGUACAUUCAAAUUAUUUUAAAUUUAAUACUUGUUGAUUUUAUUUAUGGAUUGUUUCAUUCAUGUUAGAAACAAAAAAAUAUUGUUUGUUUUUGAAAAUUAAUUUAUUAAUUGAAUUAAAGGGAUAUCUUGCUGAAGAAAAAACAGACCGUUAAUUUAAAAUACAAAAUGUUAGCGGUAUGAAUUUCCCCAAGAAAAAAUGAAGCAGAUUUGAUUGUUCUAGAAAGGGUAUCCAUACCCUAUCUCAUGCACAACACCUAGCACUAGUUUGGCUAAAUCGGCGAUAGAUUGGAAUAUUUAGAGAGAAUUGACCAUCGCCAGUUGAGACAUUUCUUACCUUUCAUGAUAAGGUAUAUCUCAGUCUUUUUGCACGAUGUUGAUUAAAUAUCAAGAUGGACAUUUAUUCAUUUUCUCAUCAACAUUGCCCUUUAUACAUUAAAAUGCUUUGUAUUGAAACUGCUGUUAAUUAGAAUUAUUUAUGAUAAUUUAAUCACCAUUUAAUGAUGUAUUAAUAAGUAAUUUACAAAUCUCCUAGUAUGUGAAAUAGUAUUAUUAUGCAAUAAAUUUGAUAGUAUAUUUUUUACAAGUGAAAAUUACAUCACCUUAGUCCAUGUAAUAGAAAUUAUCUCCCUUUGUUAGUAAUAAAAGUAUAAUUUUGUUAUUAAGUCAUCAAUGUGUAAAUAUAUUUUAUAGUGAUCACUUUAAAAAUGCCCAUUCCCACAGUAUUCCAUUCCCUGUUAUCAUUAAGGUUGUUAAUUAUUAUUUAUCUGUUUCUUUAAUUAUUAUUUAUACAUUUCUAGCCUUUCAAAAUUUUGAUUUAUAUUUUAAAUUUCAAAAUCUUGAGCUGAUUUGUCAUUCCAGUCAUGAUAACAUAUACCAAUACCUUAAAUGUAUAUAAAUAAAUUUUAUUUUUAAAAGUAUAAAAAAAUUAUAGUAAAGAAGAUUAAAUAUGUAAAUUGUAAAGUAGCAAGAGAUGUUAACACAUGUUCUAGAAUGAGUAGACAUACUCUGCCUUGUACACAGCACACACCAGUAUGCUCCAACGGCUAUAUGACGUCAUCUUGAAAAACAAAUAUUCCUGCCACUGCACAAUCUAUGCAAAUUCCCCUCCAUUUUCUAUAACUGAGCACAUACAAUCUAUGUUAAAUACAAUACAAUGGAUUGUAGCCUAUGUUCAUAUACAUCUCCACAAUGUCAAGGUACUGCAAGAUAUGUCUGAUUGACUGUAUUAGCCAAAACGUACCAAACACUGAGUUCAAAAAUAUUUUGGCAAGAUCCAAGAAAAAUCAAAAAUUGUUCAUGGUUUGUGACAAAACAUGUGCCUUGGUCGGUACAGUUAAUAAGCUUUACAGCUUCAUAACCUGCAGGGGGUACAGUAGAGCCAGCUAAUUUUGUCAAGGUAUCAGACAUGUUGUUUUUUCCUUGACAUUAUGAAGAUAGUCCAUCCAUAUACUGCUGAUUUAUUCUAUAAAGACACAAGUUAUAUAGUUUAUAUAUUGUUAUCAUUAUACCUAUAUAUUAUCCAGUAUUUAUUACAUUUCUUUAUUCGUUAUAUAACCAUCAUAGAUGUAGACUGCUGAAAUAGUUACUUUUUUAUUCUCUUAUGCAAUUCCAUCCCGACCAUAGAAAAUACCAGUAGACCUAAGGCCCAUCGGCUAUUAUAGUUGAACUCAAGUGGUUAUAAAUUUAUCUGUUAAAUGUUUAUAUUACCGUGAUAUUUUAGAAUUUUUUAAACACUUGACAUUCAGUGUUUAUUAUGAAUUCUUCAAAACUUUAUACUGUAAUUUGACCUGCAAUAUUUCAUUGGAGUUCUAAUUAAAGCCCCUCAUUGUCAUUUGCAUUAUUCAGACAAUAUUUAAUUUUUUACAGAUUAAUCCACACUAGAAUCUGUUCAAAUGGAUUAUUUAGAAUUUUAUUAAGAAAGCACAUUAAAAUGAGACGAUCAAAAGAUUUUAGCAAAAAUUAUAGAUAGUGCUGAUCUUAUUUGACCAUGUCCUGUUUAUGUAAUCUAAACAGGAUGUCAAAUGUUGACAAAUUAUAUCCAUCAUACUGAACAUUUUUAGGUGGAGACAUUUUUAAGAAAUUCAACUUUCACAAUAUUGUAGUUUGUAAAGGAUUUAAAAUCCAUUAAUCCGGUUUCCUCCCCUUGCUAAAGACCCCUACGCGCAAGCAAAUUAUGUAAAUAAAGUUAAUCCAUAUGUUAGUCCCGAAAUGACCUAGUUUGUGUCGAGUGGACGUUAAACCCCAUUUCUCUCUCUCUCUCUUAAAAUCCAUUAAAUGAUGAUCAGAGAUUUCAAGCUAAAGUAAGAGUGGUGAUUACCGGUAUUGUUCUUAAGACUAAGAGUCACAGAAUAUGUAGAUAGUAGAAAUGUGUAGAAAGUCAUUAUGCAAUUAUAUACCGAUUAUACAAAUACCCUCUUCUUUUCCAUAUAUUGUGUUUGAAAUUGAUUUGAGUUUCUAAUGUUGAGUUAUUAAAUUUAGGAAAAUUAUUGAUAAGCUUUUUAUUUUUGUUAUUUAUAUAUUUUGCUUGAUAUAAUUAUCACAAAUUACUGCUGAUGACUGUUUUAUAUUUGAGAAUGAUUUACAAUUUAGUUGCCUUGAUUUAUACAUGUAGUAUUGGAUAGCUGUUUAAAUAGGUCUCAGACCUCUCCUUAAUUCGCACCCUGUUGAUAUGUUACCGAGAGGGUUCAACUUAUUAGUCCUGAUUUAUUAUUAAUUAUUUAUUACUGGUCACAUUAAACUAUAUCAUUUAGAGUUACUUGUUAAUAAAAGAAAUAUACCUUCA